CUCUUUUACUACCAUGUUAAUAUAUAUCUGUUCUUUUUAGUGUUGAGUUGUGCAGCUAUGUUCAUGUAAAAACAUGUAUGCUGUCGAUGCUGUCGAUAUUACUGAGUUCUACUGCUGCGUUUGUGUAAAAUGGGAUUAAAAAGAACUUUGUGAGAAUAUUAGAAUCUAAAAUAAACACUCAAAGAUGGAUGAAGUUUCGAAACUUGAACACUUAUCAUUAGUAUCAAAGAUUUGUACAGAAUUAGAAAAUCAUUUGGGAUUAAAUGAUAAAGACUUAGCUGAGUUUAUCAUUCAUUUGGCAGAGAAAAAUAAUACCUUCGACAAAUUCAAAAAGGUUCUGCUGGAAAAUGGCGCAGAAUUUUCAGAAUCAUUUAUGGCUAAUCUUUUGAGAAUAAUACAACAUAUGAAACCGUCCAAAACAAUGCAGGACAAACCUUCAUUAUCUAUAGCUAAACAAGACGAAUUAGCUCAGAAAUUCCCUGCCCUGGCUAUACCAAAUGAAGAGCCGAAGAUAAUAGAUGGUAAAGAACUCAAGGAUGAUGAUAUAGUUAGUAGUGCAAUGGCAAGCUUGGAAGAAUUGGCACCAUCGAACAAAAAAUCUAAUAAUGAAAAAAAGGUCAGCCAACCACCGGAUAAUGAUAAAAAGAGCAAACAUUCUAGAAGAAGCAGAUCAAAAGAUAGAAGAAGACACAGGUCGCGUUCGUCUAAUCGCAAAGAUAAAAGGCACAGAUCUAGAUCGCGUUCUAGAUCUAGAGAUAGGAAACGUCAUAGGUCAAAGGAUCGCAGAAGAUCCAGGUCACGGGAUAGAAAGCCUCGUGAACACAGAGAUAGACAUUCUGGUAGACACGGGUCAGAUAGAUCCAGGUCAAAAUCCAUAGAAGAGCUCUCUAUGGAUCCAGAAGUUGGUAAAAUUUAUUCUGGCAAAGUUGCCAAUAUUGUUCCUUUCGGCUGUUUCGUACAAUUGGAAGGCUUAAAACGUAGGUGGGAGGGACUCGUUCAUAUUUCACAAUUAAGGAGGGAAGGAAGAGUUGCCAGUGCAAGUGAUGUGGUAUCCAGGGGUCAGAAAGUCCUCGUGAAAGUCCUCAAUAUUGGCGGACAAAAGGUUUCCUUGAGCAUGAAAGAUGUUGAUCAAGAAACAGGCAGAGACUUGAACCCGGUAGUAGCCGUCGCUAAAACCGAAGAAGAUGAAAAACAUUUACGUAAUCCAGACAGACCAACGUCAUUAUUGGAAUUGCAAGGCAAUUGGGACGAAGAUGAAACUUGUUCUAGGAAGCGUGUACAGAGACUAUCAUCUCCUGAGAAGUGGGAGAUAAAGCAGAUGCUUGCUGCAUCUUGCAUCGACAGGAGUGAAUUGCCCGAGUUCGAUAUGGAAACUGGAAUUCUUCCUCGUGAAGACGACGAGGAAGAGGACGUAGAAAUUGAACUGGUAGAAGAGGAACCACCUUUCCUACACGGACACGGUCGAGCGCUUGGAGACUUGAGUCCUGUUCGUAUCGUGAAAAAUCCUGAUGGUUCGUUAGCGCAAGCUGCAAUGAUGCAAAGCGCAUUAGCAAAGGAAAGAAGGGAACAGAAAAUGCUGCAAAGGGAACAAGAAAUGGAUUCUGUUCCCACGGGUCUCAACAAAAACUGGAUUGAUCCUUUACCGGAAGCCGAGAGCAGAACUCUAGCAGCAAACAUGAGAGGAAUCGGCCUGCAGACUCAAGAUCUACCCGAGUGGAAGAAACACGUAAUAGGUGGAAAGAAAUCGUCCUUCGGAAAGAAAACGAAUCUGACUUUGCUCGAACAACGUCAGAGUUUGCCGAUAUACAAGCUGAGGGACGAUUUGGUGAAAGCUGUAACGGACAACCAAAUCUUAAUUGUAAUCGGCGAAACAGGAUCAGGGAAGACUACUCAAAUCACGCAAUAUCUGGCUGAGGCAGGAUUCACAGCGCGAGGAAAAAUCGGCUGCACGCAGCCUAGGAGAGUAGCUGCCAUGUCCGUCGCGAAAAGAGUAGCGGAGGAAUUUGGUUGUAGAUUAGGUCAAGAAGUGGGUUACACGAUUCGUUUCGAAGACUGCACGGGUCCGGAGACUAAUAUAAAGUACAUGACUGACGGUAUGUUGCUUCGGGAGUGUCUGAUGGAUCUUGACUUGAAAACCUACUCGGUUAUAAUGUUGGACGAGGCGCACGAACGCACAAUUCACACUGACGUUCUGUUCGGAUUGCUGAAGCAAGCAGUCGGAAGGCGGCCAGAUCUGAAGCUUAUUGUGACCAGUGCUACCCUAGAUGCUGUGAAGUUUUCACAAUACUUCUUCGAGGCUCCUAUUUUCACCAUUCCUGGCAGAACGUUUGAAGUCGAAGUGAUGUACACGAAGGAACCGGAGACGGAUUAUCUGGACGCUGCGUUGAUAACUGUAAUGCAGAUACACUUGAGGGAACCACCAGGGGAUAUACUUCUUUUCUUAACCGGUCAAGAAGAGAUCGACACGGCUUGUGAGAUUUUAUACGAGCGAAUGAAAUCUCUGGGUCCAGAUGUGCCGGAACUCAUCAUUCUGCCAGUGUACUCGGCGCUGCCUUCAGAAAUGCAAACUAGAAUAUUCGAGCCAGCUCCGCCAGGCUCGAGGAAGGUGGUGAUAGCUACAAACAUAGCUGAAACAAGCUUGACCAUCGAUGGUAUUUAUUAUGUCGUGGAUCCAGGUUUUGUCAAGCAAAAAGUGUACAACUCUAAAACAGGAAUGGACAGUCUCAUAGUGACACCGAUCAGUCAAGCAGCUGCCAAGCAGAGAGCGGGUAGAGCUGGUAGAACUGGUCCAGGGAAAUGUUACAGACUUUACACGGAGAGAGCUUACAGAGAUGAAAUGUUGCCCACGCCAGUCCCAGAAAUCCAACGCACCAACUUGGCAACUACAGUGCUACAAUUAAAAACGAUGGGCAUUAAUGACUUGCUGCACUUUGACUUCAUGGAUGCGCCGCCUGUAGAAUCACUUAUCAUGGCUCUGGAAUCCUUGCAUAGUUUGAGCGCGUUAGAUAACGAAGGCCUCUUAACCAGAUUGGGGAGAAGAAUGGCGGAAUUCCCAUUGGAACCUAAUUUAUCCAAGAUGCUGAUUAUGAGUGUGCAUCUGCAGUGUUCCGAUGAAAUAUUGACAAUCGUCAGUAUGUUGUCCGUGCAAAAUGUUUUCUACAGACCAAAGGAUAAACAGGCAUUGGCUGAUCAAAAGAAGGCGAAGUUCAAUCAACCAGAGGGUGACCAUUUAACCUUACUGGCAGUCUACAAUUCCUGGAGAAAUAAUAAAUUCAGUAAUGCCUGGUGUUAUGAAAAUUUUGUACAAAUCAGAACACUGAAACGUGCGCAAGAUGUUCGCAAACAGCUGUUGGGUAUUAUGGAUAGGCAUAAAUUAGAUGUUGUAUCUGCUGGUAAAAACACUGUGAGAAUCCAGAAAGCUGUGUGUUCAGGCUUCUUCAGGAACGCUGCGAAAAAGGACCCCCAAGAAGGGUACAGAACAUUGGUGGAUAGUCAGGUAGUUUACAUUCAUCCGAGCAGUGCUUUGUUUAAUAGGCAACCUGAAUGGGUUAUUUAUCACGAACUAGUACAAACCACUAAAGAAUAUAUGAGAGAAGUAACAACCAUUGAUCCAAAAUGGUUAGUGGAGUUCGCUCCGGCAUUCUUUAAGUUUAGCGAUCCGACUAAACUCAGUAAAUUUAAGAAGAAUCAGCGAUUGGAACCACUUUACAACAAAUACGAGGAACCGAAUGCUUGGCGAAUAUCCAGAGUCCGCAGAAGACGUAAUUAAGAUAUUUAUUACACAAUCUGUAAAUAAUUUUGUACAGAGUUUCAUAUUACAUGAAAAUAAAAAACACGUGUAAUUAGUGCAAGUCCAUUAUAAGAAAAAACUCUAAAAUCACAGGCAUUGCGAUAUUCGUUUCUUUCAGUUUCUAUAUUCGUGUAUAAUACAAAAUUGAAUGAAUUACUGUAAUAUCAAAUGAAAUCGGGAAAUACAUUUACAUUGAAAUAAUAUAUAUAUUUACACUAAUCUUUUCGAUAACGCUUCUUUUCUUACACCGUAAAUCUUAUAGAAUAAAGUAAAUGAUAACGUUUAUAUAGAACAACUGUGCAUUGCAUAAAUGUAUAAUAUUAAAUUAGAGAAUCGAUAAUAUUUCUAAAAAUAUGUGAGAUGGACUGCAUGGUACAUCUCAUUUUAACAAAUGCAAUGCAGAUUAUGCGUGAUUAAUCCUCGUUACAGAAAUAGCAAAGUAUUAUGUGCUGUGAUAUUGUAUCAUACACUGUCUUUUGUAUUUGUGGAGAAGUGAAGUGCAUAAUUAGAUGAAUGAUACCGGUACAAGUAGAAUGUCAGUCUCAAAGAACAGGAGAGUGUUCAAUCAUUAUAUUUUGUCAGUCUUUUCCUCUUAAUUAAUUAUUAAAUUUAUUAAAUAAAUACAUUCUCCAGAAACAUUUAAUAAUAGUAAGAGCAAUAUCUCCUCUUUACGUAUAAAGUUCUGUCACUCUUAAUGCAAUUAUAUUUUAAUCGUUUAAUUUUUGUAUAAGAGAAUCCUUAAGAAAUCUGUAAUUCAUUCAUAUGAAAUGUUGUACAACAGCCUUGGAAAUAUUCAGUUUCACGAGAUAUAAAUUGAAUACCAUUUCUGGACUUGAUUGUAUGGACUACACGUUUUGUCGAAGGAACAUCUUGUACAUGGCAGGCUACUGAGUUUGUUGCUUCUUUUUAACUAAUUCCACCAACUGC
Molecule: messenger RNA, 4717 nt
Organism: Nomia melanderi (Alkali bee)
Lineage: Eukaryota; Metazoa; Arthropoda; Insecta; Hymenoptera; Halictidae
Gene: pea
Product: ATP-dependent RNA helicase pea
Biological process (GO): mRNA splicing, via spliceosome; spliceosomal complex disassembly
Cellular component (GO): catalytic step 2 spliceosome; intracellular anatomical structure
Molecular function (GO): ATP binding; RNA helicase activity; RNA binding
Source: RefSeq, a predicted model, not a curated record